GCAGGCAAUUUUUGUAAGCAUAAAAAGAACACGUCUCGUGCAUUAUGUUGAAUAAGGAAUCUUGUAAAAAAUUAAAAAAAAACUGUAACAAGUACGAUGUGAAUGUAUUGAUUCUUGUUAGUAAAUUCACGGCAUGUCGUGUGGUCCAUAUGCACACCUUAGUCUGUGUCAUUGAUGAAUGACGAUGAUGCUUCAUAGCUUGCACGGAGGCAAAGGUGCAGUACAAACGCAAUUCUACCUCCUCACUCAAUAUUAAAUUAUGCCUCAAAACAACUAAUAUUAAAACGGACUCAAAUUGAGGUUUUAUCGAACCAAUCAAUCAUAGAAGAAAUGUUCAUGUUUUCAACUAAUGUUUUCAAGUGGCCCCAAACUUUAAUUUUAAACAUGGUUGUAAUAAGGGAGAGGAGGGGGGUUGAUGUAGGUAUGCGGCAUUCACAGAAGGAGAAAGGGACAAGUGGAGGAGUCCAAAGGAACAAUGAACGCAAUGAUUACUAAAGCAUCCAAACGGACCAAUGCGUUCCCCAAAAUCAGCAGAACAUCCCCUUCUCUCUCUCUCUUGGGAGCAACACAGUUUAAUUUUAAUUAUAGUAAUUAAUUAAUAUUCAGAAAUUGUGAUAAUCAGUGUCCUUUCAACAUCCCUAUGCAUGCCCACAAUACCUAACGGGAAAAAAGUUAGAAAUUAUUUAUAAGGGCUCACAAACUGACAAUCCUAGAACUGGGAGUGUGCAAAAGAUAGCCCACUUUUCUCCUCCUUUUGCAGAUCACAACAACACAAUGAACAGAACAGUUUAACCUAUGGAGGGCCGGCUCCCCCUCCUGUGGUGAGAGGGGAAAGAGAUUUACACUGUUUCGAGCUGCUUUUGAGUCUCCCAAAAAAAUAUAGCUGCAGGGACUAAAGCUGGAAGAUUGAUGCUUUUGCUUGUUGUUUUAUAGUCAGCAAAGUUGGGGACCAUUUUAUUUUAUUGUCAUUUUCUAUGUUUUCUAACAUAGCUAAUUAACUUGGCUUCUUUAAGAAAGGCCAGAACUGUGUCAUAGACUCAUAGGUCUGAGGGUAGAUCAUAGAUGUAGAUCUGCUGGGAAAGUAAUACAGGGUAAAUUAUUGUGAUUUUCACUGAAUUAUUAUUAUCUAAGGCAUAUUUGCAUCAUUGUUGAAACUUGUAACGCAGAAAACUGCUAGGAGUUAGGGGCCUCAGGCCCGCUUGCAAAUUGCAAUGCAAGCUGCCUUGAAUUUGUACCCUUAACUUUUGUGGAUAAAAUAUUAAUGCUAAAUUUUCAAAUAUUUAAAAUUAUUUUACCGUGGCAUUUUAUUUUAUCCUUUUACAAAAAAAGUUACUUGCAACCUAAGGAAUUUCCAUGUGUCACUAGGUGUUGGAGCGAGCUUGCUUUUUUUUUCUCAUUCAAGAAAAAUUGAGUUCAUUUUGUAUUGUAGCAACAACAUUUAAAAAAAAAAACAGUCUUAAAAUAAUCAUUCCCCUUGAGUCUUGCGCUCAAGGAACUUUCUCUGCAUCUUCACUGUGGCAAUAAGUAGUUCGAGUUAGUAGGUAAAUAAAACAUUUGUACAACCAACGUUUAUCUUAAUUUUUAACCCAAAGCUUUAUUAUGGUCUUCCCAAGUCGGUUCUCAUAACACCUCUAGCUUGUGUUUGAGUCUUGGCACUAACAACAUCUUGAGUGAUUUUGGCAUGUCAGCCCCAAAUUUGGUUUGAGUUCUAUCAUUUUCUUAGCUGCCUUUGCCCCAAGAUUUUAUUUAAGUUUACACUGUACAGACUUCAACUUUGAAACUUCGGAGUUGAUUGUGACCACUGAUUAUCCUCGCCAAUGAAUCCACUGCUGAACAUCCAUGGGCUUCGUGCAAACAUAGUACGGAUUCUCCCCUUCUGUAUAUUAUUAAGUCCUAUCUUCAGAUAGCUUUUUGCUCAAAUAGUUACUUCAGUACGUAAAAACAGUGUCGAUUUUCCCUUCAACUCCCCUUUUCUCAUUUUAUCCUUUUUAGAAAUCAGAAUGAAAUGAGGUUCACAUUUUCUCUCUUUCACCGUAGUGGAGACUUUCAAUCACAACCACCCACAAUAGCUUUUAGUUUCAUUCAUUAGUUUAGGAGGUUCAUAGUCUUAGUUUAAGUAUCUCACAAACUCUACCAUUAUGUCCAACUCCAUUACUCAUCAAAACCAUUUUGAGAACCAAGAGCUUGAUGCUUAUGGCUCUUCCAUGAGGAACAACAAUGCAUUCCCUGAGUCAAUAGGAGCAUUUCCCAGCAUUCAAUCUAUUGGAGAGAGAAUAUCAAGAUCAGUGGACCUUGUGCAAGGAUUAGCUGAGGGCUCUGAGAUCAGCCACACAAGGCACUUGAUGGAUCUUCUUGGAGCAGCAAACGAGAGCAAUCACCACCAACUUCAAGGCCUUUCCCUUUCUUUAGGCUCUCACAUGCUUGUCCCUUCUGAUGAAUACAGGCACCAAAGAACCUUAAACCCGGGUCUCAUGAACCCCAAUUACUUCAUUCCUGGACAAGAGGCAAGGGAAGCCUGUAAUCCUGCAGUGGAGCAUCUAACCAGUGACUACUUUUUCACCAGCGGCAGUGGCACUUUUGCUUCAUCUUCUGCUCCUUUGAACCGUUCUCCUUCCACUUCUUAUGGUGCUGAGUCUUUUACUUCUGUCAUUGGCAACUCAAGAUACCUCAAACCGGUACAAUCCCUUCUUGAAGAUCUUGUUGAUGUUGGUGGAAACGUGGUUGAUAGAAUCAAUGAAAAGUAUGCUGAGAAGUUGUUUCAUGGGAGUAGGAGGACACUUUCCUCAGAGUUAAAAGCGGAGUUGAGGAAUAAUGAACCUUUAUUAUCUGACAAACAUGAACAUCAAAUCAAAAUUGCAAGGUUGAUUUCUUUGUUGGAUGAGGUUGAAAGUAGGUGUGAGAAAUACUACCAUCAAAUGGAGGAAGUGGUGGCAUCUUUUGAAAUGAUAGCGGGUCUUGGAGCUGCCAAGUGUUACACUGCUUUGGCACUCCAAGCCAUGUCAAGGCAUUUCUGCAGCUUGAGAGAUGCCAUAUUGUCACAAAUAAAUGCUGAGAAAAGGAAACUUUUUCAGGAUUUACCUAAAAUCAGUAGUGGCUUAUCUCAACUAAGCUUGUUUGAUAGGGACACUAGACAUAGUAGAGUGUCUCUCCAACAACUUGGGGUGAUCCAAAGCCAACGCCAGGUGUGGAGACCCAUCAGAGGAUUGCCUGAAACCUCUGUGGCAAUUCUUCGUUCUUGGCUCUUUGAGCACUUUCUCCAUCCUUAUCCUAAUGAUUCUGAAAAGUUAAUGCUGGCAUCUCAGACAGGUUUAACUAAAAACCAAGUCUCAAAUUGGUUCAUAAAUGCUCGGGUACGGCUAUGGAAACCAAUGAUAGAAGAAAUGUAUAAAGAAGAGUUUGGAGACUCUUCUGAAGACUCCAACACUGCUGCUAACUACAUGACAAGGGAAGAUACCACAGACUGUGUGGAGGAUUGAAUUAAAGCUACCGUGAAAAAAAGAAAAAGAAAAAAGUGCUUGAUAAAAAUGGGCCAAUAUAUGGA
Molecule: messenger RNA, 3541 nt
Organism: Abrus precatorius (Indian licorice)
Lineage: Eukaryota; Viridiplantae; Streptophyta; Magnoliopsida; Fabales; Fabaceae
Product: BEL1-like homeodomain protein 11
Exons: 4
Coding region: 2139-3476 (445 amino acids)
Biological process (GO): regulation of transcription by RNA polymerase II
Molecular function (GO): RNA polymerase II cis-regulatory region sequence-specific DNA binding; DNA-binding transcription factor activity, RNA polymerase II-specific
Source: RefSeq, a predicted model, not a curated record